Cicer arietinum (chickpea) is the source of this 1587-nucleotide messenger RNA. Lineage: Eukaryota; Viridiplantae; Streptophyta; Magnoliopsida; Fabales; Fabaceae. The record is from RefSeq and is a predicted model, not a curated record.
AUGGCGCGAACCAAACAAUCAGCACACAAAAAUGUUUCUCCCUUCUCACCACCCUCUUCAUCCCGUUCAUCUGAUUCUGUGGAACGUUCACCUUCUCCACCACCUCGACCAACACCAACACACACCUCCUCUGAUUCAACCUCUUCUGACAACAACCAAGAAAUCUUCAAUCCCAAUCCUCUGUCUACUAUUCUUCCACCACUAUACACUCGUCCCACACCAAACCUUGCUCAAGUUCCUCCACAUUUGCAUAACCAAACCAUUCCUCAACGGCGUUCAAUGAGGGUUCAAUCUAGAAUUGGAACCUCAAAACCAUCAAACCUAAAACCACAUUACUUCAUCAUCUCAGAUUCUGAGACUGAUGAUUCUUCUCCUCCAACAUCAGCAAGGGCACCAACAAACACCAAACCUACCACAUCAUCAAAAUCAACCUUCUCCUAUGAACCCUCACAAUCAACUCCCCCAAACCAAAAACGGAGAUUGAUAAAUGAAAUCGUCUCCCCUCUCACUAAACAAACUGAACCCCCUUCUCAAAACAAACAAAAAAUGAAAACAAAAAAUGCCAUGACAAUUGCGCAAUUCCUUGCUCGAAAGAAUUUCCCAAACCCUCAAAGGAGAAAAACCCUUUCUCCAAAACAAAACCUCAAACACUGUCUACCCACCUCUCCAGAACAUUCUCCACAAUGUUCCCCACCCCAACCUCAAGAUCAUUCUCCAAUUCUGGAACGUUCUCCUGUUCAAACUCCCUUUUCUCUUCCAUCACAAGAACGUUCUCCAAAUCAAGAAUGUUUUCCUGUUCACACACAUCACACAGAUGCUAUUGGCUGGACCUCAUUCCUGCAAACGUCUGAAUGCUACUAUCCUGAUGUUGUCCGAGCAUUCUACUGCAAUGCAAAGACUUUCGCUGACAAAUCCCUGAUUAUUUCCAUGAUAAAAGGAGUAGAGAUCAAACUAAUCCCGGACAUUCUGGCUUCCAUACUUCAGUUGCCCACAGAAAGCCCAUCUGUGUUUGGCAAUAACUGGAGUCAUGAGUAUGUAUCUGACAAUGACGCGCUGCUCAUCCACCAUCUCCUCAAUUGCAAGCGUAUGAACCUGCCUCAUGUGAUUCUCCAACACAUGAUCUGUGCUGCAACCAAAGACUACAAGAAGAAUACUGUUCCUUAUGGAAUGAUAUUGACUAAAGACUUCAGGUAUUUUGGAGUUUCCCUUUCUUCUGAAAAGUCUUUAAUCAAAAUCUCCAAAUUCUCCACCAAAAAUCUCUCUCAUGUGAGAAAGAAUUUUUUUGCCCCACCUUCAUCCACCACAUCUUCAUUUCCCACCUCUCUCAAAAGAAAAAGAUCUGCGCGACUCCAGACUGUCGAAAUUCCCAUUCCAUUUUCACCCUCCUCAUCUGACCACUCACAAGAAGUAGUUCCAGAACCUGCUCAAGAACGUUCUUCACCUCAUCAAGAAUGUUCUCCAACAAAAUAUCAGAAUCCGUCAACCUUUAUUCCUACAUCAUCCACCAUUUCUUCAACUGACUUCAUUUAUUUUUCUCAACUUCUACGCUCCCCAAUUCAGGAUUUUGGGACAUUUCUAGCUAAUUAA